GUCAACAGUGCUGUCAAUUUCCAACAUGGCAGAAUGUCGCUAGCGCUUGUGUCAUGUGACGGUGGAAAAUACGCCGUUUCCGCGCCAGCAGUGACGAUUUCGUGCACGAGAACAUUGUAAAUACCGCGCCGGGUGGCCGCCAUGGAAAUGGCGGAGGUGACGGCGUCGCAGCCGCCGCCGAUCGGCGACAUCAAGCAUCCCGAAGAAGUGAUUAAGAUGACUGUGAAUGAUAAACUUAAGUUUGCCGUGCUGAUUGGAUUCAUCGAAGUCGGGCAGGUGUCCAACCGGGAAGUCGUCAACACCGUCCUGCAAUUGUUGGUCGGCGGAGAGUUUGACAUGGAGCUCAAUUUCGUCAUACAAGAUGCUCAAAACAUCCGCCACAUGCUGGAGCUGCUCGAUCACUGCCCACCGAAUUUACAGGCCGAAAUAUGGAGCGUCUUCAUUGCCAUCCUAAGGAAGAGCGUUCGCAAUCUGCAGGCGUGCACCGACGUCGGCCUCAUCGAGCACGUCCUGAAACGGCUUCGCAAUGCCGACCUCGUCGUCGCAGAUUUAUUAAUAGAGAUGCUGGGAGUUCUUGCCAGCUAUAGUAUAACUGUAAAAGAAUUAAAACUGCUCUUUGGCGCAAUGAAAGCGGUCAACGGAAAAUGGCCGCGACAUUCAGCAAAGCUGCUUAACGUCCUGCGCCAGAUGCCGCAACGAUCGGGCCCGGACGUCUUCUUCAGCUUUCCGGGCCGCAAGGGAUCGGCUAUCGUUUUGCCACCGUUGGCAAGAUGGCCGUAUGAGAAUGGCUUUACGUUUACCACGUGGUUUCGCCUGGAUCCCAUCAAUUCGGUGAACAUUGAACGCGAAAAACCGUAUUUGUAUUGCUUCAAAACGAGCAAGGGGGUCGGCUACACCGCUCACUUUGUCGGUAAUUGCUUGGUAUUGACGUCGAUGAAGAUUAAAGGCAAGGGUUUCCAGCACUGCGUCAAGUACGAGUUUCAGCCGCGCAAGUGGUACAUGCUAGCGGUGGUGUACAUCUACAACCGAUGGACGAAGAGCGAAAUUAAGUGUCUCGUCAACGGGCAGCUGGCGUCGAGCACGGAGAUGGCGUGGUUCGUCAACACGAACGAGCCAUUCGAUAAAUGUUACAUUGGAGCGACACCAGAAUUGGACGAGGAACGCGUUUUCUGCGGUCAGAUGUCCGCCAUUUAUCUUUUUAGUGAAGCCAUCUCGACGCAUCAGAUUUGCGCGAUGCAUCGCCUCGGACCGGGUUACAAGAGUCAAUUUCGCUUCGACAACGAGUGCCACUUAAGUUUACCCGACAAUCAUAAACGGGUGAGUGACGCGAGCGGCGGCGACGAAGGCGCGCUGCCUCCAGCCGUCGCCGACGCCGACCCGGCCUCCAGCCAGAUUCAGAUUCCGAAUGCAUCCGAUGCACGUUCCGUUCUCUACGACGGGAAAUUGUCCAGUGCGAUUGUGUUCAUGUACAAUCCGGUGGCGACCGAUAGUCAGUUGUGUCUGCAGUCGGCACCGAAGGGCAACAUUUCUUAUUUUGUUCACACACCGCACGCAUUGAUGCUACAAGACGUGAAAGCAGUGAUAACGCAUUCCAUCCACAGCACGCUGAACUCGAUCGGCGGCAUUCAGGUUCUCUUCCCGUUGUUUUCCCAACUGGAUUCACCUUACGAGUGUGCCACUACGACGGAUUCAAAGCGCGACUCGACCUUAUGUUCCAAGUUGCUCGGAUUUAUCUGCGAACUGGUCGAAACCUCGCAGACGGUGCAGCAGCACAUGAUUCAGAAUCGUGGCUUCCUCGUCAUCAGCUUCAUGCUGCAGCGCUCGUCCAGGGAGCACUUGACCAUCGAUGUGCUCGGCUCGUUUCUCAGCCUCACCAAACACCUCGUCACCUGUUUGAGCGCCAACAGCGAGUUGCUUUUGAAACAGUUAUUUUGCUUCUCGUUCCUGACGUGGCAGCUCCUGGACCAUGUGCUCUUCAAUCCGGCGCUGUGGAUCUACACGCCCGCGCCGGUGCAAUCGAAGCUCUACUCGUAUCUGGCCACCGAGUUCCUAUCGGACACGCAAAUCUAUUCGAACGUCCGGCGCGUCUCCACCGUGCUGCAGACGGUCCACACGCUCAAGUAUUACUACUGGGUGGCUAAUCCCAGGUCCAAGAGCGGCAUCACUCCCAAGGGAUUAGAUGGUCCCCGGCCGGCUCAAAAGGACAUCCUCGCUAUACGCGCGUACAUCUUGCUCUUCCUGAAGCAGCUAAUCAUGAUCGGCAACGGAGUCAAGGAUGAUGAGCUUCAGAGCAUACUGAAUUAUUUGACUACAAUACACGAAGAUGAAAAUCUCCACGAUGUCUUACAAAUGUUGAUCUCUCUGAUGUCGGAGCAUCCUUCGUCGAUGGUACCGGCGUUUGAUUGCAAGCACGGCGUCCGAACUAUAUUUAAACUGUUGGCAUCCGAGAGUCAAUUAAUUAGGCUGCAGGCACUGAAAUUGCUCGGUUUCUUCCUCAGUCGGAGCACGCACAAGCGGAAAUACGACGUAAUGAGCCCUCACAACUUGUACACCCUAUUAGCGGAGCGCCUGCUGCUCAACGAGGAAUGCCUCUCUUUGCCCACGUACAACGUGCUCUAUGAAAUAAUGACGGAACAUAUUAGUCAGCAGAUUUUGUACACUAGACAUCCGGAACCGGAAUCGAAUUUUCGUCUCGAGAAUCCAAUGAUUCUUAAAGUUGUUGCGACGCUUAUAAGACAGUCGAAACAAAAUGAACAACUACUCGAAGUGAAGAAGUUAUUUUUGAGUGACAUGACACUGUUAUGCAACAAUAAUCGCGAAAACCGUCGCACUGUGCUGCAAAUGUCCGUUUGGCAGGAGUGGCUGAUUGCGAUGGCGUACAUCCAUCCGAAGAACAGCGAGGAGCAGAAACUAUCCGACAUGGUCUACUCGCUCUUCCGCAUGUUAUUGCAUCACGCCAUUAAAUACGAAUACGGCGGAUGGAGAGUAUGGGUGGACACGCUCGCCAUUGUCCACUCAAAGGUCUCGUACGAAGAGUUUAAACUGCAGUUUGCGCAAAUGUACGAGCACUACGAGCGCCAACGCGCCGAUAACAUCACCGACCCGCUCGUAAGACAGCAGCGACCCAUCAGCACGAUAUCCGGCUGGGAGCAACAAAACGAAACGGUUGCCAAUGGGUACCAUGACGAGGGCAAGUGGAGCAACUCAAGCGCCGCACUUCAAGAGAUUGACCAGGCAUCGGAGAAAACUGAACCGAUGUGCAAUUGCGAAUUAAAUACGCCAAUCUCCCAGGGUAGUCCGUCGUCCUUUAUGACAAAGCGCGACGAUAGUGAGGGUGUUUCCUUAGAUUCGAGGACUAGUGAUUUGUACAGUGACGUUAAAUUAGGCAAAGAGUCACCAUUGUCUCCGGAAUCAUCAACGAAAUCGUCCCCUAUCUGCAAUGGUGUCCACUCUGAAAGCUGUACAUCAGUGACGUCUGAAAAACAUCCCGAAGACGAAGAGGAUGAAGACGAUCCUAAAGCCAAAAUUAUUGAAGAGAUUGUCGAGGAAAUUCUACUGAAGAGCGAGAAAAUGUUGGAGAUUGUUGCUCAAGAUGACGGUACACUGUCCCCCGUAGUGCAGGAUGAAGAAAUCGUCCAAGCCGUAAACGAGGUUGUGAAUAAUGUGAACGAAGCAGAGUGCGAUGAGAAACCGUGUUUGCCCUCUUCGCCCGAGAACAGUCCGAAGAAAGACGUGAGCAUUUCCGUUAUCGAUUCUAAAAUGGCGGAGAUAAUUCCAACCAGUCCGGAGAAGGAUAGCGAUCUAUCGGAAAGGUAUCAAACACCGACGGACUUGAGCGAAACCGAACGGAAGGAGGAGGACGAGCCAUCGAAAGAUAUUCCAGGUGAAAUAGUUGAAAAGGAUGAGGCAGAAACAGUUGCCGUUGAGAGUAAUGAAGCAGCCGAGAGUGAAAAGGAACCAGCGCCCGAGCAAGCGCAAAUACUUAACGAUGUGCCAAUUGUUGAUAAUAGUGCUGUGUCUGUAGAUUUAGAGCCGUCCAAUGUUGAAUCUAGUCAUAGCGAAGAGACGAAAAUUCAAUCAAACGCCGACGAAGAAGUGUCGGAGGUCGAGAAGAUCUCGACGAUAUCGCAAAUAUGUGAUCCUAGUCAUUAUCCGACAAGUACUGAGACGGGCAGCAGCGAGCCCUCUGUGGCCGACAGCCCUCUAAUAUCUGCCGAAGAGAUAAAACGACGCAACAGUCUACCGCCAAACCCGUCGGAUCUACCGCCGGAAGUCAAUGGCGAGAGUGUAGCGCAUGCAUCGCCACAGAAACGACCACGCAGUGCGUCUACAUCCACACAGGUGGAACCGAAUCAUUUUGACGCCAAACGCAAAUCCGGUUCGGCAUCCACUCGUCCGAUGUUUAGUCCGGGCCCUACGCGUCCGCCGUUCCGCAUUCCGGAAUUCAAAUGGUCUUAUAUUCACCAGCGGCUGUUAUCCGAUGUGUUGUUCUCGCUCGAAACCGAUAUUCAAGUGUGGCGAUCACACUCGACCAAAUCGGUGCUCGAUUUCGUUAACAGCAGCGAUAAUGCGAUCUUCGUGGUGAACACGGUCCAUUUAAUAUCGCAGCUGGCGGAUAAUCUGAUUAUCGCUUGCGGCGGGCUGUUGCCACUCCUCGCCUCUGCAACAUCUCCAAAUAGUGAAUUGGAUGUAAUCGAGCCGACUCAAGGUAUGCCCAUUGAAGUGGCAGUGUCGUUCUUGCAACGACUCGUCAAUAUGGCGGACGUGUUAAUUUUCGCCAGUUCGUUAAACUUUGGCGAACUGGAAGCCGAAAAGAAUAUGUCCUGCGGUGGUAUAUUACGGCAAUGUUUACGAUUGGUGUGCACUUGUGCAGUCCGUAAUUGUCUGGAGUGUAAAGAACGAAGCCGGCCGCAUCACACUCUUGCACAGCCACAUAAUGCUAAUCACAAGUCCGCACAUUUACAAUCUUUCAUCCGAGGCGUUCACAGCUCACCAAAGAAUAUCGCGGAAAACUUGUCGAAUGUCUCCAGUCCUGUGAAGGACCCCGAAAAGUUGCUGCAGGACAUGGACGUCAAUCGUCUUCGGGCGGUCAUCUACAGAGAUGUGGUGAGAACGUUCGCACAGGAGGAGACGAAACAAGCGCAGUUUCUGUCACUGGCGAUCGUCUAUUUCAUCUCAGUGUUGAUGGUGUCCAAAUACCGAGAUAUACUUGAACCACCCGUGACGAUACGAGCGCCUAGUCCUGUCCCAGCCAUCAGAAGUAAUGGUCCCCAUCAUGCGGAUAGUCCCCAAGAGGGAAGUGCGAGACCCCUAUUCCCGCAGUGGUCACAUCACGUCUAUCCGCAAUUCUUACCAGGCUCACAUCCUAAUGCGGCGCAACCGCCCUAUCAUAAUUAUCCGCGUCAUAGACACUCCUAUGUCAAACAUCACUAUAAUAUCAAUAAUAACCACCAUUCCCACCAUCACAACCAUAAGAUUGACCACAGGUACCAUAGAAACUCGAUUGCCAGUCAUGCAGGCUCUAGGGCAAUUCAUAGUCAGACACACGAAGAUGGCGACUAUGAAGUGAUUACCGCAUAUGUAAUGGACGAUAAUCACUCGGUGCAGGACCAAGAUUUGCACUCGGGACCACCGUCAAUCAAGGUUAGCGCAAGACAGCGUCCGAGUCUUGGGCACGGAUUCUCAGUAGAUUACUCUAUGGAUGGGAUGAGGCAUGCUCGUAACAGUCGUAAUCGUACUGAUCUUACCACUCGUAAUAAGAGUGUUGAUUCGAUAGAGGAAAUCACCUCGGUUAACUCGGCAGAAACACGCAGUAACCAAGAAGGCAACGAAACCAUUGAGGACAAUAAACUUACCAACGAUGAAAAUUGGACGGAUAUUAAUCUGAACGAAGAUGGCGAAGUGCAUCAUAAAGAGGACACGCGUAACAUGCAGAAUUUAACGCAUGGCGGUCAUAUUGAUAUCGAAGGCAAUAUUCAAAAUGAGCGCGGGGAGAAGCAACAUUCCGAGAUUUCCGUUGUACGCGUUCCGGAGAACAUUAUUCAGACUACGACUCAAGUCCGACCUGAUGAUCUACCCGUGAACAACCUAGUCGAACACAUUCCAAUACCCACUCCCUCGCGUGAAGCAUCGCUGACGCAAAAACUAGAAAUGGCACUCGGUUCAGUUUGUCCUCUUUUGCGGGAAAUUAUGGUCGAUUUUGCUCCUUUCUUGUCGAAAACCUUAGUAGGCUCGCAUGGACAGGAAUUAUUAAUGGAAGGCAAAGGCCUGACCACUUUCAAAAAUAGCAAUUCGGUCGUUGAGCUUGUAAUGCUAUUGUGCUCACAGGAAUGGCAAAACUCGCUUCAGAAGCACGCCGGUCUUGCGUUUAUUGAACUCAUCAAUGAGGGUCGUCUUUUAUCCCAUGCCAUGAAGGAUCACAUUGUGCGCGUUGCCAACGAGGCCGAAUUUAUUUUGAAUCGCAUGAGGGCCGACGAUGUGCUCAAGCACGCAGAUUUUGAAUCGCAAUGCGCUCAAACUCUGCUCGAUCGGAAAGAGGAGGAGAGAAUGUGCGACCAUCUUAUUACAGCGGCGAGGCGGCGGGAUAAUGUGAUUGCGAGUCGCCUACUGGAAAAAGUUAGAAAUAUCAUGUCCAAUAAACAUGGCGCUUGGGGAUAUAUGGAUCCGCAAGGAGCAAAGUUAACAGAGUUUUGGAAAUUGGAUGCCUGGGAGGAUGACGCACGCAGAAGGAAACGCUUUGUGCAUAAUCCUUUGGGAUCCAGUCAUCCGGAAGCCACAUUGAAAGCGGCUUUGGAGCAUGGCGGGCCAGAAGAUGCAAUAUUACAGGCACGCGAAGAAAUUCAUGCACAAUUGGCCGCGACGCGUAAUCAACAACAGCAACAAAUGCAAAAUGACUUGAUGGACGACAACGAAUUGCUAAUGGACGACCGCGAAAUGGAUAACGAUUUAACAGGACCUGUCAACAUUAGCACCAAGGCGAAAUUAAUCGCGCCCGGCAUCGUCGCACCUGGCAUCGUCUCGAUCACGUCUACUGAGCUCUACUUCGAAGUGGACGAAGACGACGAAGAGUUUCAGAAGUACGACACUGAGGUCUUGAAAUACUGUGACCAUCUGCAUGGCAAGUGGUACUUCUCGGAAGUGCGGGCGAUUUUCUCUCGAAGAUAUCUGCUUCAGAAUGUUGCGAUUGAAAUCUUUUUGGCCAGCAGAACAUCGAUACUUUUUGCGUUCCCGGACCAAGCCACCGUGAAAAAAGUCAUCAAAGUUCUUCCACGUGUUGGCGUCGGAAUCAAAUAUGGCAUUCCACAAACAAGACGUGCGAGUAUGAUGUCUCCGCGGCAAUUAAUGCGAAAUUCCAACAUGACACAGAAAUGGCAGCGGCGCGAGAUUUCCAACUUUGAGUACUUGAUGUUCCUCAAUACGAUAGCAGGACGGACUUACAACGAUCUCAAUCAGUAUCCCGUCUUUCCGUGGGUACUGACAAAUUACGAGAGCAAAGAGCUCGACCUUAGUCAGCCCAACAACUACAGGGACCUUUCGAAACCCAUCGGCGCUCUCAAUCCCAGCCGUCGCGCUUACUUUGAAGAACGUUACAAUACCUGGGAUCAUGAGAGUAUUCCGCCAUUCCACUAUGGUACUCACUAUUCGACUGCCACGUUUGUCUUAAAUUGGCUCAUCCGCGUGGAACCGAUGACCACCAUGUUCUUGGCCAUACAGGGCGGAAAGUUUGAUCAUCCCGAUCGCCUCUUUUCUUCUAUAGCACUUUCGUGGAAGAACAGUCAACGCGAUACUUCAGAUGUCAAAGAAUUGAUUCCGGAGUUUUUCUUCUUACCUGAGAUGUUUGUGAAUUCAAAUCGUUAUCGUUUGGGUAAUCAGGAUAGCGGUAGUGUUGUCGACGAUGUGGAGCUGCCUCCAUGGGCCAAUUCUCCCGAAGAGUUUGUGAGGAUUAAUCGCAUGGCGUUGGAGUCCGAAUUUGUCUCAUGUCAAUUACACCAAUGGAUCGAUUUGAUCUUUGGGUACAAGCAGCGCGGACCCGAGGCUAUCCGAGCGACGAAUGUGUUUUACUAUCUGACGUACGAAGGAAAUGUUGAUAUGGAUUCUAUUACGGAUAAAGUAAUGCGUGAAGCCAUUGAGAAUCAAAUUCAUAAUUUCGGACAGACUCCAUCACAGUUAUUGAUGGAACCACAUCCGCCGAGGAGUUCAGCUAUGCAUCUGUCUCCGAUGAUGUUCUCUACCAUUCCUGAUGACGUCUGCAUGACGAUGAAGUUCUUGUCAAACUCGCCGAUUGUUCACAUCUCGGCGAAUACCUAUCCGCAGUUACCGCUGCCGUCGGUGGUCACGGUGACCAUGCAUCAGCAGUUUGCUGUGAACAGGUGGAAUACCGGAUAUGCUGCGUUGGCGCAGAGUCCCAGCUAUGCAGAUUCACCACAAAAUGCCGGAUCAAAUUUACCACUAUCAAUGGAUCCGGUUUUGUCGCAAACAAAUAAUAGUACAAAUCCAAUGUUGCGCCGCCAUUUGGGUGAUAACUUUAGCCAGAAUCUACGCAUACGCUCCAAUUGCUUUGUCACCACGGUCGACAGCAAGUUUUUAGUCGCGUGCGGCUUCUGGGACAAUAGUUUCCGCGUUUUCUCUACGGAAACAGCGAAGAUUGUUCAGAUCGUCUUCGGGCACUAUGGCGUCGUCACUUGUCUGUCGCGCUCCGAGUGUAAUAUCACUUCGGAUUGCUACAUAGCCUCCGGGUCUGCUGACUGCACCGUGUUAUUGUGGCACUGGAAUGCCAGGACGCAGACGAUUGUUGGUGAGGGUGAGGUCCCAACGCCACGGGCGACGUUAACCGGACAUGAACAACCGGUGACGGCGGUUGUCAUCUCGGCGGAGCUUGGACUUGUUGUUUCCGGCUCAACUAAUGGUCCUGUGUUAGUUCACACUACUUUCGGGGAUCUUUUACGAUCUUUGGACGCUCCUACUGGUUUCAACUCGCCGGGGAAUAUUGCUAUGUCAAGGGAAGGCGUGAUUGUAAUUAAUUACGAAAAGGGAAACAUUGCCGCCUUUACAAUCAAUGGCAAACGACUAAGACACGAAUCACAUAAUGAUAACUUACAGUGCCUAAUAUUGAGUCGUGAUGGAGAAUAUCUAAUGACUGGCGGGGACAAAGGCAUCGUUGAGGUUUGGAGGACGUUCAAUUUAGCAUUGUUGUAUGCCUUUCCAGCGUGUGAUAGCAGCGUGCGCUCGUUGGCACUAUCGCACGACCAAAAGUUUCUGCUAGCCGGUCUAGCGUUAGGAUCGAUCGUCGUUUUUCACAUCGACUUCAAUAGGUGGCAUCACGAGUUCCAGCAACGCUACUAAAUUUACAUUACUAACAUUUAAGCAAACAAAAAAAAACAAGUUUACCAAGUAUUAGUAAGGGCAAGUAUUAUAUGAAUAGGUUAUUUCCACAGAUAGUACGCAUUUAUUUAAAUUACUAGCUAUUUUAACCGUUCUUAUUUUAACUUUCUUGGGGUUGGUGAGGUUUUACAAUUCGAUAUCUAAGUUUUAAUCAGUGCAAUACGGACAUUUGUGUACAUGUACUUAAUUAACUUUGCUCAGCACGGCAAGGGGAACAUAUUGUGAUUAGAUUAAGUUUGAUUGGUUGUUCGCGGACACGCCGAUUAGGGAAAAUGUUGUUAAAUAACUUAGGUUUUUGCAUAAUUUGCUAGUAAGAUGUAAUAUUGAUUAAACUGAUACUUAAUGAAGACUUUUAGCAAAAGAAAAAAACAUGAUGUGCGUUACUGAUUUGUUUUAUUAUUUUAGCUGGUACAUUUACUAAGAUAUAAAGUAUAAACGAACCAUGUUGUGGUGUGGCUUCGCAAAUCGGAUAUUUACCAUCAUCGGACACUCACGAAUUUCACAUAAAUUUGUAAAGUACGAGCACAUCCUUACAGCUUUCAAGCUUGCACGAUAUUCCUAAGGCCAACAAUGUUGUUAAGCCUCUCGUUAGGCAAAUGUUUUUAAAUACAAGCUUGCGCGGACACACAAGCAUUCUGUAACGUUGUGUCAGCGGAGAUUGUAUUGUUUUAAAUAUAACAUUCCCUCCAGCGUGUGUAUAAUAAUUAUAAUGCUAAUAAUGAAACUAUACUUAAUAUAAAUAUAUAAAUAUAUUAUACUGAUAAAAUGCAUAAUGAUAAUUAUAUAUUGCAAAUCUGUCCAGAUGAAUCAAACUUAUUGUAAAUAAGUAAUAUUGUUUUUUACAUAAUCGCUACAAUCGUAAAGCAAAAGUAAUAAUACAAGAAAAUUAUGUGAGGAAUUGUACUUACUGUAAGUAAUUAUUAUAGUGUGUAUGUUUGAUGUUAGUUAUAUAAUAUACUUCUUUGUAUACACGUA
Messenger RNA from Dalotia coriaria, 10356 nucleotides. RefSeq names its product A kinase anchor protein rugose (gene rg). Gene Ontology annotation, biological process: intracellular protein localization. The transcript is spliced from 38 exons. NCBI's taxonomy places the organism in Eukaryota, Metazoa, Arthropoda, Insecta, Coleoptera, Staphylinidae. The record is from RefSeq and is a predicted model, not a curated record. Gene Ontology annotation, cellular component: cytosol; membrane. The coding region runs from base 142 to 9342 and encodes 3066 amino acids. Gene Ontology annotation, molecular function: protein kinase binding.